AUGUCGGCCCCAAAAGACGACAUUGUCGUCACCCGCGUAGAUCGGGAUUCCCGCGGCAAACCGACAAACGAGGCAACCGAGACGACUUCGCUCCUGAGCGCAGGCGCCCAAGAGAGCGAAACCUCUUGCGAAGACACAUGGCCUGGCUAUGCCGAUUUUGAGGGUUUGCCAUGGUGGAAGACACCAUCUGUCUACUGGCUACUCGUCCCUUAUGCCCUCUUUACCCUAGCUUUUGGAGGUUCCCUUGUGCCCAAGCUGAACCUAAUCGUGGAUUUGGUCUGCCAACGGCACUUUGCCGACCAGACCAUCCUCGACCCGGCAUUCGCCUUCACGCCGGUGGUGCUUGGUGCCGACAACCCCCAGUGCUUCAUUCCUGAAGUGAAGAAGCGCGUGUCCAUGUUUACCCUAGCUAUCAACUUGACCACUGGUAUUCUAUCUGCGAUUACGGCCCCUAAGUUGGGUCAUCUUUCAGACCGGUAUGGCCGCAAGAAGCUUCUGGCCUUGGCAUCUUGUGGAGGUGUUGUUGCGGAAUUAGUCGUCAUUGCCUGCGCCAACUUCCCAUGGACUUUUCACUACAAUUGGCUGCUCCUUGGUGCUGUUGCCGACGGACUUACCGGGUCCUUCACCGCUGGUAGCGUCCUCAUCAACUCGUAUACCAGCGACUGCACUCCGCCAUCCAAGCGUGGCGUACGCAUCGGCUAUCUCCAUGCCUGCCUCUUUAGCGGUUUAGCCUUUGGACCCCUGAUUGCAGGUUAUUUUGUCACCUGGACUGGCAACCUGCUCUCGGUCUUUUACGUCACCUUGGGAUGCCAUAUUGUCUUCAUACUCUUCAUUGGUAUCGUUGUGCCCGAAUCCCUCAGUGUCAAACGUCAGAUCCGGGCUCGAGAAAAGUACGACCGAGAGCAAGAUGCCCUGGCCGACGAUGGCUCUAAAUGGGCCUCUAUCAAGGCAGCCAAUCCCUUGGCUCCUUUGAAGACUCUUUAUCCUACGGGUCCGGGCACUUCGUCGCGACUCCGUAUGAACCUGCUCGCUCUUGCGUUUACCGAUAUGAUCCUCAUGGGCGCGGCCAUGAGCGCGGGCACUGUUAUUCUCCUGUACUCCGAAUCUCCCGACACCUGGGGCUGGGGCACACUGGAGAGCUCGCGAUACAUCUCGGCCGUCUCCAUGACCCGCGUUAUGGCACUGAUUGUCGUGUUGCCUAUCAUCAACUAUGUCUUCCGCGUUAGACCCGCUGCGUACCGUCGAAGAGUCUCCGGGGUUUCCAUUGUCGAGUCCAACAACGGCGCAGACACUGCCGACACCUGGAUCCUUCGUUUUGCACUCUCGUCCGACGUUACGGGUGCACUCGGCUACCUCUUUGCGAGAACUGAGACGGUUUUCAUCCUUUCUGGUAUGGUUACUGCUUUUGGCGGGCUUGGUAGCGCGACGAUUCAGGCUGCCAUUACGAAGCACGUUCCUGCGGACCAGGUCGGUCAGCUGCUGGGCGCCAUUGGUGUCCUGCACUCACUCUCAAGGGUUUUGGGACCAAUUGCGUUUAACACCCUUUACUACUCGACGGUCGGUGUAUUCGACCAAGCCAUUUUUGUUCUUCUCUCGUCCCUGUUCGGGUUGGCAUUGGUGGCCAGUUUCAUGGUGAAGCCGCAUGUCUACCUUGAGGACGCAUAUGAACCAGUUAGCACAUCGCCGCGAGCAGACGCGAGCACUGAGACUUUGGCGGAAGUAGUCGCGGAAGAAGAAUUAAUACCCAACAACUAA
Molecule: messenger RNA, 1755 nt
Organism: Colletotrichum truncatum
Lineage: Eukaryota; Fungi; Ascomycota; Sordariomycetes; Glomerellales; Glomerellaceae
Biological process (GO): transmembrane transport
Cellular component (GO): membrane
Molecular function (GO): transmembrane transporter activity
Source: RefSeq, a predicted model, not a curated record